AUGGGGGACAAAAGACAGCGAGCCAGAGUGCAAGGAGCCUGGGCUGGCCCCACACGAGCUAUUCUGUCUCUUCCUUCAGCUACUACUGCUAGGAGUCAUCUCCACCAGAGGCCUUCUCAGACCUGGAGGAACCAGGAGCAUCAUCUGCCUGACAGACAGUUUGUGUUCAGAGAACCCCAGCAGGUAGUGCGCAGAGUCCCGGAGCCACGAGUGAUUGACAGAGAGGGUGUGUAUGAAAUCAGCCUGUCACCCACAGGUGUGUCUAGGUUGCGUUUGUGUCCUGGCUUUGUUGACUUAAAGGAAGCCGACUGGAUAUUGGAACAGCUUUGUCAGGAUGUUCCCUGGAAACAGAGGACUGGCAUCAGAGAGGAUAUAACUUAUCAGCAACCAAGACUUACGGCAUGGUAUGGAGAACUUCCUUAUACUUAUUCAAGAGUCACUAUGGAACCAAAUCCUCACUGGCAUCCUGUGCUGAGCACACUGAAGAACCGCAUUGAAGAGAACACUGGCCACACCUUCAACUCCUUACUCUGCAAUCUUUAUCGAAAUGAGAAGGACAGUGUGGACUGGCAUAGUGAUGAUGAACCCUCACUAGGGAGGUGCCCCAUUAUUGCUUCACUCAGCUUUGGUGCCACACGCACUUUUGAGAUGAGGAAGAAGCCCUCACCAGAAGAGAAUGGAGACUACACGUAUGUGGAAAGAGUGAAGAUACCCUUGGAUCAUGGGACCUUGUUAAUCAUGGAAGGCGCUACCCAAGCUGACUGGCAGCAUCGAGUUCCCAAAGAGUACCACUCUAGAGAACCAAGAGUAAACCUGACCUUUCGGACAGUUUAUCCAGACCCCAGAGAGGCACACUGGUGA
This is a messenger RNA of Orycteropus afer afer, 861 nucleotides long. The record is from RefSeq and is a predicted model, not a curated record. Lineage: Eukaryota; Metazoa; Chordata; Mammalia; Tubulidentata; Orycteropodidae.